Cuscuta epithymum is the source of this 342-nucleotide messenger RNA. NCBI's taxonomy places the organism in Eukaryota, Viridiplantae, Streptophyta, Magnoliopsida, Solanales, Convolvulaceae. The record is from the annotation of a GenBank genome assembly.
UCUCGCCUUUGAAACAAUCUUGGAACACAGCAAGUAUGCUGUUUCCUGCAAGGCGACUUCCAUCCACGCCCUUGUGCUAGCCAACAAUGAGAAUUCUCUGAACGCUAACAGCGUAGCAAACGAUGAUGAUGACGAUUACCAGAAGAGCAUAGUUGCUCACCCCUUGGAGAACAACAAGAAACAUGCCCAGAUUCAUAACGUCGUUCACAAUACAAUGGCCAUGAUAAAUCCAGCUAAGCAGAACCACUCCAGUCACCAUCACCAUCAUCAUGCCAAAGAGCUUGAAGAUCCAUCUACCAAGGCCUACAUGAAAGCCAUGGCGGCAAGAGCAUUGUGGUACCC